GUAGUAACCUCUUCUGUGAUUGUUAUUCUUGAGUCCUGAACAAUUGUAAUAGGACUCCUUCCUUCAAACUCUUGACUUGAACCACAAGACAAUCCAUCUCUGAUGGCAAAGAAUUUUGUUAAUCUCUAAUCAUCUCUAUAGCUUUCACUCCUUUCCUCCCCUGUAUUGUUUAUAAACCAACCAAUCCAUGAAGACAAGAAUGGUUAACAGAACCUGAAUUUUAAUUACAGAAGGCAUAAUCAAUGGUUGGAGCUCAGAAUAGGAUUGAAAUGGCUCCAAGUACUAGUUCAAGUGGGGAAGGAAGAGGAGCAGAGAUUGUGUUCUUUGAUUUGGAAACAACAGUACCUAGUGAAGCUGGAAAAAAGUUUUGGGUAUUGGAGUUUGGUGCAAUUGUAGUUUGUCCAAGGAAUCUGGUUGAGCUGGAUAGCUUCUGUACUCUCAUCAGACCGCCGGACCUCACGGUGGUUAGACUUAAGUCCGGUCGAUCAGAUGGUAUAACUCGAAAAGCGGUUGCUAGUGCUCCCAUGUUUGAGGAUGUGGCUGAUAGGAUUUUUAGUAUCUUGAAUGGUAGAGUAUGGGCUGGACAUAACAUACAGAGAUUUGAUUGUGCUCGGAUUAAGGAGGCUUUUGCUGAAAUCGGCCAGCCUGCUCCGGUGCCUGUUGGGAAGAUUGAUUCAUUGGGGAUACUCAAACAGAAGUUUGGCAAGAGAGCUGGUGACAUGAAGAUGGCAACUUUGGCUGCUUACUUUGGCCUUGGCGAACAAAAACACAGGAGUCUCGAGGAUGUCAGGAUGAACUUAGAGAUCCUCAAGCACUGUGCAACUGUUUUAUUCUUGGAAUCAACCCUUCCUGCUGUACUGGUUAAUAACUCACAGGGCUCUUCAACAGUUGUGACAAGAAGUAGGAGUAAUGGGCAGUUAUUACAUGGAGAAGAAACAAGCAGAAAGUCUCAUAUUCCCCUUGAGUACCAGAAAGCUCAUACUCCUCUUGAGUACCCAAAAGCUGCUCCCUAUGUUAGGAUGUCAGAGAGGAUAAAGAAUCUCAUGUGUAAAGCCCAGAAUAAACCACCUCUAACUAACUUCCUUGAGCAUUCUCAUUCACUGUUGAGAUGAUCAGAGGAAGUGAUCUCAUGUCUCCAGACUCUCCCCCUCUUCUUAUGCUACCUGAAAGAUUGACAGUGUGAAGUCACAGUAGGAAGAAAGAUUGUGAACAGCUUUGUUUCAUCCACUCCUGGAUGCCAUUUGAAAUCCAGAAACUUGUGGCAGCCUUUUCUUGCAAUGGAGAAUUCCCCAACAUUUGUCUUCAAGAAGGUGCAAGGCAACAAAGGGAGCUAACCUCUAGCUGAUUGAAGACUUGUAUAUAUAACAAUUCUUUAUUGGAUAUCACAUCCAAAGCAUUUACCUGUAUAACAUUGUUUUUAAUUGUAUAUUCUUUCCUUAUAGGAUGAUUUCUGCCCUUUCUAUUGACAUCCUCAUUGCCAUUGGAUCAA
Molecule: messenger RNA, 1489 nt
Organism: Macadamia integrifolia
Lineage: Eukaryota; Viridiplantae; Streptophyta; Magnoliopsida; Proteales; Proteaceae
Product: protein NEN4-like
Exons: 5
Coding region: 243-1112 (289 amino acids)
Molecular function (GO): 3'-5' exonuclease activity; nucleic acid binding
Source: RefSeq, a predicted model, not a curated record